AUGAUUAAUCAUUAAUCAGAAUCUGACCAAGGGAAGACGAAAUCGAUUUCAGAUCAUUCUUUAGUGAAAUCUCAUACGCAAUCCAUUAAAGAUAUAGAUUUAUCGGUUUAUAGAUGGGCAAUUUUACUUUUGUACUACCUAGUUGUAUUGGUAAACGGCGUACCCUAUGAAAUUUGUGUGCCCAUAAGUUCAUUUACGGCUCAUAUAUACAAUGUAACGUUGGCCUUAGUUGCAACUGCCUCAACUGUAUUUAUGGUUAUGCAUCCAAUAUUGUCGUUUGUCGCUGCAUAAACUAUAUCAAAUUAUGGAUGGGCAUCUGCUACUAAUUUAGGGGUUAUACUUACAAUUGCAGGAUGUGCUAUUAAACUUCUGAUAAAUCAAGCAGGAUUUUUAGUUUUACUAAUUGGUUAAGUACUGUGUGGAAUAGGAAGACCUUUUAUUUUAAAUUCUCAGGCAUCUAUGGCCAUGAGUUGGUUUCAUCCUAAGACUCGAAUCAUGAUCAUAACACUACUUAAUGUGGUUAAUACUUUAUCAUUGGUCAUUUCUGCUCAAUUACCAGGAAUCAUUUUCAAGGGAUAUAAUUUGUAUGAUGAUCCAGACUAUGAGGAUGGGAGAAGCAGAAUGCAAAGUUUGUGUUUACUUGAAUUUUACAUAAGUUUGGCCAUCGUACCAAGUCUAUUGAUGUUGAGGAGCAGACCAAAGGAGGUUCCAGUGAAAAUAAACAAAAUCGAAAGAAAAGGAGGGAUGCUAAAAAUAAUGCUGAGACUAUUUAAGAAUAGGAACUUUGUUUUACUGUUCAUUCCAUUUAGUCUAUACUUUGGCAUAUUAAAGGCUUAUUUGGUAAUUAUGGAACUGUUGAUGGCUCCCUAUAACUACAAGACCGAUUAAGUUGCUGGUGUUGUUUCGUUUCCAUUAAUUGGUGGAUUGAUAGCUCAAGGGGCAUUUCCAUAUUUUGUAAACAAGUAUCAGAUAUAGAAACCAUUUGUUCGUUUGUUCUUAUUGUCCUCAACUUUAGCUAUGGGAUCCUUAUAUUUUGCAUUACAAUCGAACAAUGUGAUCUACAUUUACAUAGUAAUAACUCUAUUGGCCAUGUGUGUGAUGCCCAUACUGCCUGUGAUUAUGGAUAUGGGAUGUGAUUUGAUCUCUCCAAUCGAACCAUCGUUUGCAGUUGGUGCCUUUUAUAUGGGGAGCAUGUUGUUUUUUGUGGCCUUCACUUACAUCUUGACAUUCAUAACUGGGAAGAACAAGGAGGAUACGAGAGUGUUGUACACCAACAUUUUCUCAACCAUUGUGUUGAUAAUUGGAUUGUUGUGCAGUCUAUUUCUAAGAAUUGAUAACUAAUACUAUGCCUUGGAUGUAGAACAAGACAAAAGCUCAUUGGUGCACCCUCUAGAAAAGAAUGAAUCCAUCCUCAAAGACAAUUGUCCUUUUAUUUAUAGAGGGACUCAGUCGAAGAUGAGUAUCUAACAUCAAAAGGGAUCUAUGUUCAGUUGUUCACAUUACAAUAUUAGCAUCGUGGGUGAUGUGCCAUUAAUCCCAGGAGAGGAGGCAGAGGAUCUUUUGGAUUCAGAAUAGCAAUAAUGA
Molecule: messenger RNA, 1584 nt
Organism: Paramecium tetraurelia
Lineage: Eukaryota; Ciliophora; Oligohymenophorea; Peniculida; Parameciidae
Exons: 5
Biological process (GO): transmembrane transport
Cellular component (GO): membrane
Molecular function (GO): transmembrane transporter activity
Source: RefSeq, a predicted model, not a curated record